UGUUUGUUUUAGAAGAAGCUAAGUUGUGGGUUCUUAAUGUAAAUCAUUUUAGAGGAAAUGUUUCCAGUCUUUGGCUAGCUCACUCUUCCUUUUUCUGCCUGGCCCCUACAGGCAUUUCACAUUCUGCAGUCUGGACCAGAACUUGCUUAGCCACUGGGAGAGCGUCUCCAAGACUGAUGUCGUCACUGUCAGCACUGAAGCCGUCUUUGCUCUUCAGACACUUUUCCCUCUGGGAGUGGGCUUCUACCUCCCAAUCUAAUGAGUGUUCUCUCCUACGUUCCCUCCUUCCAGCUUGCUCCUGAGAACACAGUGGCAUAUGGUUCCUGCCCCAGUCCCAGCCUCAGUCCCAGCCCAGGUAUCGAAUCUGAUAGUUUGUAUCUCUUCCCCUUUCAUCACUGGUAGCUUGUUUCUCAUCCCGGGCCUCAUCUGAGCCCUAACUUGCUUUAUGACCUUCUGCCACCACCUGGUGAACCCCCAGACCAGCGUUUGGGCAAAUUACAACCCUAUUUGGAAGCCACGGGGUCUGUCACUCAACUGAAACCUAUAGCUUCGUUAUCUAGGCCUCACCUUUCCUUUCUCCCUUCUCACCUUGAGUGGCAGGCACCUUUCUACACAUCUUAGCCAGAGGCCUCAGCCAAGUCACUGGGUCUUCCAAGAAGGUGGUGAGGAACAGCCUGAUGUGAGUGGCCUGAGCUACUCACACCUGAGGCUGUGACAUCACCAGCCCACGCUGCCACCUAGGGUUAUGUCUGGAUCCAUGACCCUGCAGCAGCAGCAAGAGUCUGUGUCAGUGUCUGCAGUCCUUGGCCCACUCACCAAAGGCCAUGUGGACAUCCCUGGUCUGGGCUGCUGCCUGGGCCAUGUUGAUGUUCCGGGGCUACACAGAGCUGGCCGUGCCAUUCGCCUGGGCAGUGCAGAAGAGCUGGCCCUGGCGCCAUGGGUCCAGGAGAGUUGAUGGGCUGACCAACUUAGCUACCACCCAGGUCCGGAUCCAGGGAUUGCAGUUGACCCACACCAACAUCUACCCCAUCUUUGAACUGCUGGAGCCUGUGAAGGGGCCAGUCCUGCAGAUCCAAAGCUCCAGGAUCUCCAUAAGACAGGGCAACAGGGGUUGGAGAUUUAGCUCAGUGGUAGAGCGCUUGCUUGCCUAGGAAGCGCAAGGCCCUGGGUUCGGUCCCCAGCUCCAAAAAAAAGAACCAAAAAAAAAAAAAAAAAAAGACAGGGCAACAACAGAUUAUCCGAGAGGAGUCCUGGGGAGGAUCCAGUAUUGAAUUGUCGCAGAAACCAGAGGCCUUGAACCAGACCGAUGACUCAUUACAGUGAACAUUUGCAGUGAAGCAAAAGGCGACUUACUCCAAAUUAAGGCACUGUACCGGAUCCCCCUGAAACCUCAUUUUGGGGUGGUGGAGGGUUUGUGUCUCUAAAUGUCUGUGUGUCCUUCCAUUUACCUUCAUCCUCUGCUCCCCCAUUUGCAUUUUUACUGCCAACACCCAGACAUUUGAAACCAGGUACUUGCAAGACUGAGCUGUCUGUAGGACUACACGCUGUGACAGAGCCGGUGACACUCUUGGGAGGGGACUGGGCUAGGUCCCUUCAUUCAUGUAGCUCUAUUGGCAUUGCUGGUGCCUAACUCUCUGGUCUGUGGUUUUCAGCUUACAAACUGAGUCUCCCAUCACACCAAGGCCUUGGGAACCAGAGCUGGCACCUCUCCGCCUUGUCCAUUCUGUUGCCUAUGCGCAGUGUCUCACACACAGCUCAGCCAGUGUUUGCUGAAAGACACAGAAGGGGGUGCCCCCCAUGUACUUAAUUCUGAAAACCCCUAAAGGAUUUCCUAACUUUCUUCACCCACUUCCUGGGCCCCACAUGUUGUACCAUGCUCCAAGCCCUGGGAAACCCCCUUCCUCUUGUUACUUAGCAAUCCCUAAGUGUCUAGAGGCGGAAGGCCGGCCCUGCUUCCCUUUUGACAGGGAAGAGAGACCAUGCCACACGCAUCUGCCCUCAGGCAUGCUUACAGAAUGGAAUGAAGUUGCCUCAGGACCUGGGUGAGGUUCCUGGCUUCCUCUUGGGUACAGAGUUCCUCACUUUUCUAGAACAGAUACCCCUUCACCUGGGUGAAGGCCUGAAGAAACAGUUUCCCACGUCCACAAAUACAAAACCUUGAGUUCUAAAAUGUCCCCUCCUUCCGUGGUAAGGCUGCAGGGUGUCAACAUUCCUUGCUAAAAACAUUAAUGUCCUCUAUGUGGAAGUGCUUACAUAUUGGUGUGAACAUGCCGUGUGCAUGUCUGGAGGUCAGGGGACAACUGUGGUAGCCUGUUGUUCUCUUGCCUGCGUUCUCAGGGACUGAACUCAGGUCAUCAGGUUGGCGGCAAGCACCUUUACCUACUGAGGUAUCUUGGAGGCCCUUGCUAGUUCCUUUCUUGACCUGGUCAAUAGUUACCAAGUAUUUGCCUGGCAAUAAUUCAUUGAAUGCAUUUGCAUUCUGGGUACUUUCCACAAAUGUAUGUUGUAUUUUGCAAUGUAAGAAGACAAGAGAGAAAGGACAUUUUCUCUCAAUUCCAAGUUCCAUCACUCACAGUGAAGUAGUGCCCAUCUGCACCCCGGGGCCCUGGACCCAGCUCUGAAUAGUCACCGUCCCAGUCCCAGAGACACAAACGCUUCUACACAAAAUAAGUUAAUUUUUUAAAAAAGAAUUAAUUUUUAAAAGUUAAUUUUUAAAAAAGGAAUGUUGACUGCUUACAGUCGUCCCUACUGUGACUAUGGAGAGCACAUCUCAGAAUUCAUGAUUUUGUAUUUGUGGGCAUCAUUUUGGGGAGGAGCCCAAGGGCCCAAGAAACAGUGUGACUCAAACUGGAUCUCAAAGGUGGGAUUUACAAGUGGACAUUUUACUUGAGGGAACAGUGUGAGCAAGCGUUGCUCAGUAGAACCAGGCUUGUGUGUUUGGGGGUCUGACGCAGUAAAGAUAGCCUGCUACUGUGUGUCUGUGUGAGGGGGUGGGGUGGGGGAUGGGAGAUAAUGCGAGGCAUGUCGGCCUUAGAGGCCUGACCUGCUGCCCCAGCCCUAAACGUGGGCAAAUGCCACUUUCAAGCCCUUGUGCAGAAACAAUCAUGAGGCUUUCUCAGUUUGGUUUGCUGUUUUGCUUAAACCACAGGCCCGUGUGAGCUCAUAAUCUCUAUCCCAGACAGGCGGAAAGUUACAUCUGCCAGACACGUGACAUAGAUACCGAGUUCCUGCAGACACAUUUGCUCCAGCCUCAAAUUCCAGCCCAGACUGGAGACAGCCCUGAAUUUCAGCCCAGGCCACCCCGCAGCUGCUUCCAAGUCCGGUACUAACGAAUGCUCGUGCGCACGGAGAGAGCCACAAGACCUGUGGACUGCAGCAUCUAGCAGGGCGUGUACAAUGAGCUAUGAUUCCCCCGACCAGCGCCUUGGAAUUCAGAACUUUACCCGCUAUCUCUGAGGGUCUGACUGUGUCUGGACUGGGGAUGAGGGCAUCGAGACACGUUAGAAGAGUUCAUGAACUCCAGACAGGGCUACUAAGUUUAACAAGGAGGCCAAGCUAGUGAGAGUCAGGUCUGAUCUAGAUCUUUUACAUUCAAACAGGGGCCGUGAUGAGGAGCGGCACCCCAAUCCAAGCAGGGUUGUCCCUUUUAAUUACGUUCCACGAAGACCGACUCUGCGUGCCGCUGUGAAAAACCCGCCCUUUCGUUUAGGCAACAGCCUCACGGUGUAGAUGCUGUCACAUUCCAUCAUACUCAUGAGGGGGGAUCAGAGCGACUUCGGAAUGAUCGCAGGCAGGCGUGGUCAGUGAAGAGCUGGCACUCAGACAGCCUCCCUGGGGAGCCUGCACAGUGGAAGCUGGCCCUGUCUGGGCAUGGAGAGGUGCCUCCUUCGCGAAACGCAGCCCAGCAGCCCUGGGGUGGGAGUGGCUCUCUUAAAGACCAUCUGGUGAAUUGUCCUUAGACUGCUUUCUCAUUAAACAGCCUUCAGAUUUGUCUCCACAGGCAACUUGCCUUCAGUUAGAGAGGCCGUGACCCACCAGCAUGGCAGCUGUAUUUUUCAUUAGUAAAUUAAUAAACUGGCUGCCUGGGUCUAUACACAUCUGUUAAGGGAAGCCCACCCCAGAGUGGGGCCAACUCUGUGCCUCCUUAAUUGAGAUUCUGAGUGUGCAAGGACAAGCCCCGGCCACAGUCCAGGUGCCAAGGAGCCUUGUCCCAGACUCUUCUUGGCAGAACUGGCCAACCCUCCUAAGGGGUAGACUAGCUCUGCGAAUUGGAGCUCUCUGGUCAGACGGCUGGAAUCAUCUGUACAGAAGGGUAUGGCGGUGCCAGGUUCCAGUGAGCCUUCCAAGUUCCACAUUCUGUGUCAGACUCCCGGCGCCAGACCAAAGGCGGCUCCUGGCAGGGAACCGGGAGGGAGCAGACAUUAGCGAUACUCUGGAAACUUUGUUCUACAUUGAAGACACGAGAAGGUCCACGCGCCCUCCCUCUGCCCCCAUUCCUGAGAGCAGCCAUGGCCCUGACUGACAUAGAUGUGCAGAAACAGAUCAAGCACAUGAUGGCAUUCAUCGAGCAGGAAGCCAAUGAGAAGGCGGAGGAGAUAGACGCCAAGGCAGAGGAAGAGUUCAACAUUGAGAAAGGCCGCCUGGUGCAGACCCAGCGGCUGAAGAUCAUGGAUUAUUUUGAGAAGAAGGAGAAACAGAUAGAGCAGCAGAAAAAAAUCCAGCUGUCCACCAUGAGAAACCAGGCUCGGAUCACAGUCCUGAGAGCCCGAGACAAUCUCAUCUUGGAACUGCUCAAAGAGGCGAAGAUGAGGCUCAGUAGAAUCGUGUCGGAUGAAGAGUUCUACCAAGAUCUGCUGGAUAAGCUCGUGCUCCAAGCUUUGCUCCGGCUGCUGGAGCCGGUGAUGAUUGUCCGAUGCAGAGAACAGGACUUCUACCUGGUGCAGUCUGCCCUGCUAAGAGCCAUCCCUCAGUACAUGAUGCUCUGCCAGAAGCAUUUGGAGGUCCAGAUUGAUCAAACUGAAUACUUGUCUUCCAAUGCUGCCGGAGGGGUGGAGGUCUAUAGCAGCGAUCGGAAAAUAAAGGUUUCCAAUACCCUAGAAAGCCGACUGAAUCUCGCAGCCCUGCAGAAUAUGCCAGAGAUACGAAGGACUUUGUUUGGGGAUAAUUCUAACAGGAAGUUCUUUACAUGAGGCUCUGGGAAGGGAAGCCCGGGUUGAACUGCAGAGUCUUAAAAGUCUAAGUCAUUUGGACAAAGGGGAACUGGGGGAGGGGUGCCACCUUCCUCUCUGUUCCUCCUCUGCAGUCAUUUCCUACCUUUGAAUAGCUAAGAGGGCAACUUCAAAAUAAAUCCCAAAUUACGCUCAGAAA
This is a messenger RNA of Rattus norvegicus (Norway rat), 5367 nucleotides long. The record is from RefSeq and is a predicted model, not a curated record. NCBI's taxonomy places the organism in Eukaryota, Metazoa, Chordata, Mammalia, Rodentia, Muridae.